This is a messenger RNA of Morone saxatilis (striped sea-bass), 452 nucleotides long. It is a transcript of the gene spink4, whose product is annotated as serine peptidase inhibitor, Kazal type 4. Gene Ontology annotation, molecular function: protein binding. NCBI's taxonomy places the organism in Eukaryota, Metazoa, Chordata, Actinopteri, Moronidae. Bases 112 to 351 code for a protein of 79 amino acids. The transcript has 4 exons. The record is from RefSeq and is a predicted model, not a curated record.
UUUUCACCUGCUGCGUUCCCACGCACGCACACUCCCACACACACAGUUCUAUCUGUAAGUGAAACACACUCAGAGGUUUCUGUCACUCUGAGUUAUUCAUCCACCAACAUCAUGACUGGAAGAGUUGUUUUUCUGGGACUUCUGCUCAUCUGUGUGGCUGCAGAUGCUGAGAAGAACUCUGGACUCCUGAGAAAGCCUUCCUGCCCUGACAUGGAGAUCGUGGCGUGUCCUCUGAACCUCGCUCCUGUGUGUGGCAGCGAUGGAAACACCUAUGCCAACGAGUGUACCCUGUGUGCAGAGAGACAAAUGACCAAAAUGGACAUUUUAAUUGCCAAAGAGGAGAGCUGCUGAUCUGCGCAGGAGAUGAAUCAGGAUCUGACUAUCUACCCAACAUGGAUCUUUAAAAAGACCUGAAUGUCUGUGUCAUUGCAAUGAGUAAUAAAUGUCCAUAA